Gossypium raimondii (Peruvian cotton) is the source of this 2273-nucleotide messenger RNA. RefSeq names its product probable WRKY transcription factor 47. The coding region runs from base 94 to 1680 and encodes 528 amino acids. The transcript is spliced from 5 exons. Gene Ontology annotation, biological process: regulation of DNA-templated transcription. NCBI's taxonomy places the organism in Eukaryota, Viridiplantae, Streptophyta, Magnoliopsida, Malvales, Malvaceae. The record is from RefSeq and is a predicted model, not a curated record. Gene Ontology annotation, molecular function: sequence-specific DNA binding; DNA-binding transcription factor activity.
UUCUUGUUGAAAGCUUGAAAAAGCUAUAUAACUACUCCUCUCCCCCUUCUCUCUCUCUCUUUCUUCUUUUUUUUUUUUUCCUUUCUUUUAGUCAUGGAGAAGCAGCACAGUCGAGAACUAACGUUCUUACACUCCGGUGACUCCCUCCGGCAGAAUUCUGGUGUGGCCGAUCGUACCCUUGACGAUUCUAGGGAUCAUGUUGAGCCACACAUCAAGGAGAUGGAUUUCUUUUCUUCUCAAUAUCAAUCACAUGAUCAUCAUCAUCAUCAUCAUCAUCAAGAGGGCAACACUAAUAAUAAUGGAUCAUCUUCUUUUAUUGAUUCGAGUGUAAACAUUGGAUUAAAUCUUCUCAGUUCAAGCCCCGGAGUUUCAAGGGCAACAAAUGAAGAGAAACCCAAAGCUCAAGAGAGUGCUCUCAAAAUGGAGUUAGAAAAGUUAAACGAAGAGAAUCGGAGACUAAGAAGCAUGUUGGAUCAGAUUACCAAAAACUACAAUGAACUACAAGGUCAACUAUUAAUGGCGUUGCAAAAACAGGCCCACAGAAAUCAACAAGACCAGAAGGAUGCAGUAAAUGGGAUGGCGAGUACCAUAAUGUCAGUCCAACAAUUCAUGGACCCACGGCCUUCGGCCGCAUUAGAUGUCAACGAGCCUUCUGGGUCUGACGACAAGACGCAAGAGUUGUCAGCAUCUCCCGAAAAUACUAUAGAAAUUGUUUCAAAGGAAUACGACCAUCGAAUGGUUCAAAAUAUGCCGGGAAAGCAGGUUUCUAUUGAAGAUGGUACUGAUCAAACAUCUCAGAGUUGGGGAUCACUCAAGAGUCCGAAGAUAGAUCAGUCAAAGAAUGAAGACCAAGUCUCUGAAGGUCCUUUUAGGAAGGCCAGGGUGUCGGUUAGAGCCAGAUCAGAAGCUCCCUUGAUAAGCGAUGGUUGUCAAUGGAGGAAAUAUGGUCAAAAGAUGGCAAAGGGUAACCCUUGUCCUCGAGCUUACUACCGUUGCACCAUGGCUGUUGGCUGCCCAGUCCGUAAGCAGGUGCAAAGAUGUGCCGACGAUAAAAGCAUUCUCAUCACAACAUACGAGGGAAACCACAAUCAUCCUCUCCCACCAGCAGCCACAGCUAUGGCUAACACGACGUCAGCUGCGGCCGCCAUGUUACUAUCAGGUUCAACCAAAAGUAAGGAUGGCCUACCAACCUCUGCCUACUACCCUUCCUUACCUUAUGCAUCAUCAAUGGCCACCCUCUCCGCCUCCGCCCCCUUUCCCACCAUAACCCUUGACUUAACUCAGGGCCCAAAUGCCGUUCAGUUGUUACGUCCCCCGCCUUCCGCUGCUUCAUUCCCAUUACCUUUGCACGGUUAUCCGCAGCUUUUAGGGAACCCUAUGUUCGGUCCUCCCAAGUUAUCUACUGCAUCACCGGCAAUGCAGUUAGGGCAACGUCCAGCUUCCAUGGUGGAAACAGUUACAGCAGCCAUUGCUUCUGAUCCGAAUUUCACCGCAGCAUUAGCAGCAGCCAUUUCGACAAUUAUGGGGCCACCAAGAAACCAGGGAAACAGUAGUAAUAACAAUGAUGAGAAUAACAAUUCCUCGAAUGGGGUGGGUGCGCCUGCCCUUCCAGGAUCACCACAGAUUCAACAGUCAUGCACCACAUUCUCCUCAAAGGCAUGCACAAACAAGCCAGGGUGAUUAAUUAAAUUUUGGGUCUUGGCAUGCAUGCUCAGGGUUUUGGAUAAAUUUUCACUUGUUUUUGCAUAAGCUUUUGCUAAUGCUAGGUAUAUAAGUAGGCCGUUGGAGAGGAAGGAGCCCAUGCAUCUAUCAUUUAUGAUCAUAUUAAGUGGUAGUUCCAGACAAUUCAAUAUGACGAGACCAUGGUAGAAUUAAUAUACAGAGCAAGGUUUGACGUGCGGGUUGAAUCUUGUUACACCUCAGGGCUAUAUAUAGAAGAAAUUUCAUAGAAGCUCUUUUGAUGAACAACAGUCUAUUUGAUGGUUGGUGAGUGGUUCAAUCGGCCUUGCACUAGUUUCAAUCAAUUCCCCAUGUUUAUAGCCUUAAGAAAGGGUUUCAGGAUCUGAUACUUAAUCUAAAGAUGGCUAUAUAUAUAUAUAUCCUUUUUUUAUACUGUGGAGAAUAUUAUAUAUGUUACCACAUGCAGUUUAAGCAUAGUGAAAGGAUAGAGUGGGGUGUAAGAAUGAAUUGGUGGACAAACAAUUUUUUUUUUUGUGUUGGAGAUGAUUUUGUUUUUUCGUACAUAUAAAUUAAAUAAGUUAUUAAGAGAUUCA